Aspergillus campestris IBT 28561 is the source of this 1665-nucleotide messenger RNA. RefSeq names its product putative arginine transporter. Gene Ontology annotation, molecular function: amino acid transmembrane transporter activity. Gene Ontology annotation, cellular component: membrane. Gene Ontology annotation, biological process: amino acid transmembrane transport. The record is from RefSeq and is a predicted model, not a curated record. Lineage: Eukaryota; Fungi; Ascomycota; Eurotiomycetes; Eurotiales; Aspergillaceae. The transcript is spliced from 2 exons. Bases 1 to 1665 code for a protein of 554 amino acids.
AUGGCCUCCGACACAAAAUCAUUCGAUGGGGCAAAGACGACCACCGACGAUGCCGUCCAGGCUGACCCCCCGUCCCAAGGGUUGAACGAUAUGGACUGCGAGAAGCAUGGCGCCAACAGCGAGUCCAAUCCGCUGCCCGAUCUCAAGCGGAAGUUGAAGAGCAGGCAUCUGCAGAUGAUCGCUAUCGGCGGUACUAUCGGCACCGGUCUCUUUAUCAGUAGUGGCACCGCAAUUGCCAAUGGCGGCCCCGUCGGCGCCCUGAUCGCCUACCUCUUCGUCGGAUCCAUCGUCUACUCCGUCAUGACUUCGUUGGGCGAGAUUGCCACCUACAUCCCCAUUCCUGGAGCGUUCACCGCCUAUGCGGCGCGCUUGAUCGACCCCAGUCUCGGUUUUGCCAUGGGCUGGAUCUAUUGGUUCUCCUGGGCCAGCACAUUUGCCCUCGAGUUGACGGCAACGGGCCUCAUCAUCCAAUUCUGGGACCAAACGAUCAAUAUCGCUAUCUUCAUCGCCAUCUUCUGGGUCGUGAUCACCCUGCUCAACUUUCUUCCGGUCAACUUCUAUGGUGAACUGGAGUUCUGGUUUGCCAGUAUCAAGGUGAUCACGGUGAUCGGGUUCAUGAUCUUUGCGAUUUGCGUCGACGCCGGUGUUGGAGAAAAGGGGUAUCUGGGGUUCCGUUACUGGGUGGACCCGGGGCCGUUUGUCCCGUAUGGCUCUGUCCAGUCCGAUUCGACGGCUAAAUUCGUUGGGUUCUGGGCCGUGUUGAUCCAGGCUGGUUUUUCGUACCAGGGGACUGAACUCGUGGGUAUCGCCGCGGCCGAGACCGAGAAUCCCCGGGAGACCGUGCCCUCGGCCAUCCGCAAGACCUUCUUUCGGAUUCUCUUCUUCUUCGUGUUGACCAUUUUCUUCAUUGGUCUGAUCGUGCCGUCCGACGACAGCCGCCUUCUCACGGACGGCAAUGACGCCAACUCCUCGCCGUUCGUCAUCGCCGCCCGGCUUGCCGGGGUCCGCAUCCUGCCCCACAUCAUCAACGGCGUGUUGCUGACGGUGGUGCUCUCCGCGGCCAACUCCAACGUCUACAGCGGGAGCCGUGUGUUGAUCGGUCUGGCCCAGGAGGGUCUGGCGCCGCGGAUCUUCAAGAAGACCAACAAGCACGGCGUGCCCUACUACAGCGUCGCGUUCACCGCGGCCUUUGGGCUUCUCGGCUUCAUGAACGUCUCCAACGCCGGCAGCACGGUGUUCAACUGGCUCCUCAACAUCUCCGGCGUGGCCGGCUUCAUCACGUGGGGGUCGCUCAACGCCUGCCAUCUGGCCUUCAUGCGGGCUCUGAAGACGCGCGACAUCUCGCGCGAUCUCCUCCCGUACAAAGCCAUCUGGCAGCCGUGGUACUCGUGGUACGGGCUGUUCUUCAACGUCCUCAUCAUCAUCACGCAGGGGUUCACGGCGUUCAUCCCGACCUUCAGCGUCACGGACUUCUUCAUCGCCUACCUCAGCUUGAUCCUGUUUGUGGUGCUCUACGUGGGGCACAAGAUCAUCGCGCGGCCGUCGUUUGUCCGACCGGAGGACGCGGACAUAGACACGGGGCGAACGAUGCUGGAGAACGAGAUGUGGGAGACGACGCCGCGGACCAAGUGGUACAAGCGUGUGUACAGUGCCGUUCUGGGGUAG